GUGGUGUGGAUUACUUGUGGAUUUUUGUUUUACACAAUUUUCAUUUUUGGGCAAAUUAUUCCUUUAACAAAAGAAAAAAGGCUUAUAAAUCUCCUUCAGUGUGAAUUUUUUUUUUUUUUUUUUUAAACUGCUAAUUGACAACAAUAAUCACAGCCAUGGGGGAUCCCCAAUGUAAAAAGCUACAUUUUCACAGUGCCACUUUAAAAUAACCUUCAUUAAAACAUUUACAUUGUCAUAUUAUUAAAUGAUAUAUUCAUUCAAUUCAAUUAAAAAACUGUAUUUGUCCCCAAUUUAAAGGCAUAUUGAGGAGAAUGUCGAGAAUGUCAAGCAAAACAACACUUUUAUAAACAAAUAUAUACAUGUUUAAACAAAUAAACAAACAAACAAAUAAAUGUAUAAAAUUAAAAACUAGAGAAUAUUAACAUGUAACUGUACAAAUAAAAUAGAUAAAGUGCAGACAGGAAAAGUGUACACAAGAGUUGUAGAUUUACAGGAACUAUGUAUUUACAGCAUCACUGCAAUGAUAAUGGUACAUACAUCUCAAAUAUUGCAGUUGUUUAAAGAAAAAAAAAAAGAAAUGAAUCCUCACAUUUGUAGGCUAAUAAUACAAUUUCUAAUUAAAACGUUUGUAUUAUAUUGGCUAAACAGCAACUUUUCCGCUAACGUCUCAAACUUCUGAGCCUCGCUGUAUACUGUAAAUCUGCAACUUUUGCUGUCCCAGCCACAUCUCACCUCCCGUCUGUCCUUUCAUCGGCGCGCAUCGGUGCCAUCACUCAUUCAGAGAUGAAGGCUGAGUUCGCACGCCCGCAUGGGAUGGGAUGGGGGUGUGUCAUCGGUCGUGAUGUCAGAGCGCAAGGACUCUCAUGAUUGGCUCUAAUUAGAAUCUGCGGCAGCAAAUAGACACGCGUCCUGCAUGAUUGGAUUCAAAGUGGCUGGUGCCAAAAAGCGCAGAGAGGCGCAGGAGCUCCAGACGCGCUCUUCAGACGCGGAAGGAGGACGCGGCGGUCCGCUGAGCUCCGAACACGGUCAGACAGCCGAGCGGCACUUUUAGCUUGUUACCGAGAGCUUAUUAGAAGAGUGUGAGGCGGAAUAAGGCGAAGCUGAUAUUCCCGGAGCGUUUCGCGGGCGCAACUGCAGCACAGCAACUUCAGAAACAUCAAGCAGAACUAGUUCUCCAGAAUCUGAGCACCAUGGCAUCGGUCCCCAGCAGCCAGGUCAAAUGCAAGUUCAAGAGGAGGAGGAGGAGAAGGUCCAAGCGAAAAGAGAAAAUGAACAUGUUGUCUGCACUGAUCGCCCCCUUCAAGUACAUGAACCCAGCAGCCAAUUGCACAGAAGACGAGGACACAUUGAGCACCAGCAGUGCUGAGGUCAAGGAGAACCGUAACACAGGAAAUUUGGAAGAUUGUGCUAUUGUUCCAUCAGACUGCCAAACACUCUUCCUGUCCGAUUCGCCCAGGGACGGGGCGCCUGGCCUCAAGCGAAAGCGACCUUUGGAGGAGGACAAUAACGGACACUUGCGCAAGUUGCGUCUGUACUGCAAGAAACUGGCAUGGUCCGAUGCACCAAAGAAUGCCCUGGUCCAGUUGAACGAGCUGAGACCGGGUCUACAGUACAGGAUGGUCUCUCAAACAGGACCGGUGCACGCGCCUCUCUUUUCCAUCGCCGUGGAAGUCAACGGACUCACGUUCGAGGGCACCGGCCCUACAAAGAAAAAGGCUAAGAUGAAAGCAGCCGAGAUGGCUCUGAAGUCGUUCAUCCAGUUUCCCAACGCCUCGCAAGCUCACUUGGCCAUGGGCGGCCUGAGCAACCCCGCAGCCGACUUCACCUCGGACCAGGCUGAUUUCCCGGACACGCUGUUCAAAGGCUUCGAGCCUGACGGCUGCCGCUCUGCAGAGAGCGAGUUGCUGUCUAGCGCCCUUCGUUUGCGCCACACGUUGGACUUGAUGGUUGUGCACGCCAGGCAAGGAGAUCCCUGCCUUCCCCCACCUUCGGUUCCCACCACCCAGCCCAGCCCGGUCGUCCUGCUCAACGACCUGAGGCCCGGCCUGCGAUACGCUUGCCUGUCGGAGCGCGUCCAGGGCAAACGGGCACACCGCAGCUUCGUCAUGGCCGUUCGAGUGGACGGCAGGAUAUUCGAGGGCUCGGGUCGCAGUAAGAAGCAGGCGAAGAGGCAGGCGGCUCUGUGUGCCCUGCAGGCGCUCUUCAACUUCAGGCUGGCACCUGAGGCGAGAGCGGGACACCGGCCCAGUAGGAUCAAAUGCCCUCAUUUGCCCCAGGAGUUUGCGGAUGCAUUAUUCCACCUGGUGCGAGAGAAAUACACAGAGCUGGCCGGCUGCUCCUCACUGCUGCACGCGCGUCACAAAGGCCUGGCGGGCAUCGUCAUGACCAGAGGUCUGGAUCUGAGACAGGCCCAAGUGGUGGCGCUAUCGACAGGGACUAAAUGCAUUAAUGGGGAGUAUAUCAGUGACCAGGGCCUGGUGGUCAAUGACUGUCAUGCUGAAAUCACGACUAGACGAGCCCUGCUGCGGUUCCUGUACUCGCAGCUAGAGUUACACCUCAGCAAAAGGAAAGAGGACUGCGAGCAAUCGAUCUUCGUACGGCACAAAGAUUCCUGUUUGAGACUCAGAGAGAACGUCCUCUUCCACAUGUACAUCAGUACAUCGCCCUGCGGGGACGCCCGUGUGAACUCGCCGUAUGAAAUCACCUCCGAUUUGCACAGCAACAGAUACUUGGUAAAGAAGUUUCACAGCCACCUACGGACAAAGAUUGAAUCAGGGGAAGGCACGCUGCCUGUAAAGUCAACAGGUCCCGUUCAGACGUGGGACGGAGUCCUUCAAGGAGAACGUCUCAUCACCAUGUCAUGCACCGACAAGAUUUCCAGGUGGAAUGUACUUGGCCUGCAGGGGGCGCUGCUUAGUCAUUUUGUGGAGCCGGUGUAUCUGUACAGCCUGACGGUGGGCAGUCUGAGACACACGGGUCACUUCUCCAGGAUGAUGAACCACAGGCUGGAGAGAGUCGGACCUCUGCCCACCUGCUACCACCGCAACCAGCCUUUACUCAGCGGCCUGAGCAGCAGUGACUGCAGGCAGCAGGGGAAGUCCGUGUGUUACAGUGUCAAUUGGACGGCAGGUGACACCCAACUGGAGGUGCUCAAUGCUUCUACUGGGAAGAGGAGAGACUCCGGGGCUCCGUCCAGACUUUGCAAGCAUGCGCUUUUUGCACGUUGGAUCAGACUCUAUCGCAAGCUGGUGGUCCGUGGGGCGAGUGGGACGCCGCUUUACUGUGAAGCGAAGCAGGCGGCCGGCACCUACCAGACUGUGAAACUGCAGUGGUUGAAGGGUCUACAGGAAGCAGGACUAGGGACCUGGGUCAGAAAACCUCCUGAGCAGGAAAACUUCACACUGACUGUAUGAGUAAUCAUCCCCUCGUCACCAAAACCACCUUCACUUGCCAACCAGUCACCACAGAAGCCCUUUCUCACCCCUAAAGUCAACAACAUCCCACUGCCACAAAUUCUCCACAGGGAGAUGACAAGAGUCGCAACUAGGUGGUAAACCUUGUUCUGUCAAACUCUUGCUACCAAAGUAAAGAUAAGGCACGGAAGAAUUUUGUACUUUGGCUUUCAUGGCUUCUGUAGGAAAGGGUACGGUUAGAUUUUUCUUCCCACACCAGUAAAGCGCAAACCCUGGCCCACAGACGAUUCCAUAGAUUUCAUUGGUCAUGUCAGACACAAUCCUGAAUACUUACCUCUAACCUGAGUAACAUAGUGUUGGAAGCGUAUCCCUGAUAGAUAUUAUUACUAUUUGUUACAAUUAAAUCCCUGCCAGAAGUCUGGACUUUUAGACAGGUUGAGUUUGUAACAGGGUUGACCAGUGAAGUAAACUGUGGGGAGGGAUUUGCACUUAACUAAUAUAGAAAAAUUAUGUUUAUGGUUAAAUACAUGUUCUGACAUUAUAAAAGAUCCUAUACCCAUCCUCAAUGCUUAAUUAAAACGUAUAACAGUAGUGUAGUAAUACCUUGUUCUAGCUAAUCUAAUUCAGCUUUUCUCAACCAGCAAGUGCUAUGCUAAGCUAGUAGGCUAAGCUAAGAACAAAUACAACGUAAAAUUAUUUUUUUUAGAGUUUUUAAUCAGGCUCAGAAUCGAGUACCCAUGAAAAGUUGUCUUUGAUUGAAUUGCUUUGGUGUCUGAAGGGGACAGGAAUUGCAGGACAUUGUAAGAUCCUGUUUAAAACUGCGAUACUCAAAUGACACAAAUAAUUGCACACCGAAUAUUGCUAUGAGUUUUGAGUUUUAGCUCACCAGAUUCAUUGACAAAGAAAAAACACUUGUAGCAAGCAAAUAGCGCUGACUUUCCCACCGGAUGUGCUGUAAGUUUUUACCAGUUAUUAUCGGGGAUGGCACGAUUAGCCAAUCAGAAUCUAGUAUUCCACAGGGCCAUGUAAUGAUAAAACAUGAGUUCCAGAAGCUUCCACAAUACCUUUAGUGUGAAGGUACAAUGCCUUCAUACCCCCCGAAAGUGUUCGUACCCAUUUAUUACGUUUUAUGUUGCAGCCUUUUAUUAAACUGCUUUAAAUUACUUUUUUCCCCACAUCAGUGUACACUCCAUACAUCAUAAUGACUAAGCAAAAAAGGGGUUUGUACCAACUUGUAACAACUGCAGAUUUAUUAGAAAUAAAAGACUGAAAUGACUCCAUUGCAUAAGUAUUCAUACUGUAUUUCAUUACUGUAUUUACAUACGCUCAGGAUCACUCAUUUCAUUUGUAGAUGUUACUACACUUCAAGUGGCAUUAAACUGCAAAAAAAAAAAAAAAGGUCUAA
This is a messenger RNA of Labeo rohita (rohu), 4818 nucleotides long. It is a transcript of the gene adarb2, whose product is annotated as adenosine deaminase RNA specific B2 (inactive). Gene Ontology annotation, biological process: RNA processing; adenosine to inosine editing. Gene Ontology annotation, molecular function: double-stranded RNA binding; double-stranded RNA adenosine deaminase activity; tRNA-specific adenosine deaminase activity. Bases 1191 to 3413 code for a protein of 740 amino acids. The transcript is spliced from 10 exons. The record is from RefSeq and is a predicted model, not a curated record. Gene Ontology annotation, cellular component: cytoplasm; nucleolus. NCBI's taxonomy places the organism in Eukaryota, Metazoa, Chordata, Actinopteri, Cypriniformes, Cyprinidae.